This is a messenger RNA of Protobothrops mucrosquamatus (brown spotted pit viper), 1273 nucleotides long. Its product is annotated as ubiquitin-conjugating enzyme E2 L5. The transcript is spliced from 4 exons. The coding region runs from base 105 to 605 and encodes 166 amino acids. NCBI's taxonomy places the organism in Eukaryota, Metazoa, Chordata, Lepidosauria, Squamata, Viperidae. The record is from RefSeq and is a predicted model, not a curated record.
AAUGAAAAGAAGAGUCGCUCCGGAUUCAUUGGAUUUCAACUCACAUAAUUCCAUCUUAAAUCCAGGAUGAGAGCACUAGGUUGGGGGAAGGCUAGCAUAGAAACAUGCCAGCGUUGCUGGAAAAUGUGUCCGGCUACUGUCAGCAUUGGUUUUGGAACUAUUUUGUUGAACUUGAUGCCAUUAAGAAAUCAGGGUUACAAUGCUUCCGGGAUAUUCAAGCCGAUGUGACCAAUAUUCUCCUUUGGAAAGGACUUCUAUUGCCGGAUAAGCCUCCAUACAAUAAAGGAGCCUUCUGGAUUGAGAUAGAAUUUCCAUGUGAGUAUCCACUCAAGCCUCCCACUGUAAGCUUCAAAACCCAGAUCUACCACCCCAAUGUGGAUGAGGAGGGUAAACUCUGCCUGCCAAUCAUCAGCAAGACGGACUGGCAGCCUUAUACAAAGAUAGACCAAGUAAUUCAGGCCUUGAUCCAUCUGCUAAAUAUGCCUGAAUUACAAAGCCCGCUACGUCCAGACUUGGCCAAGGAGUUCGCGGAAGAUCAUGAGACAUUCCUGUUACGGGCAGAAGAUCACACCAGCAAUUUCAGUGAGAAGCGGCCUUGCGAAUGACCUGUUCUCCCCGACUGGAGUCCACCUUACAUAAUUGCCUAUUUUAUUUUUUUUAGCCCCACAAAUCUUUGUGCAUGAUGAAAACUUGGAUUUUUCUGACAUUAAAGCCAGAACUAUUCAUUUGGGAAACAUUCAUACCCUUGAACAAACAUAGAUUCAAAGAUGAGACACGGAUUCGUUUUAUUAAGUUAAAGGUCUGUGUCUGAAUAUGAAUGAAAACUUGUGUUGCUUUCCCCAUCCUGAAGCUAAAAUCUAUUUCCUGAAAGGGUAGUUCUGGCUUUAAACCCAGUACCUGGAUUUCAAUAAAUUUCAAAUCAAACUGAAGAGAUGACACAGUUUUCUAAAACAGAACAAUAUUUUCCUCCAAAAGAGCAGAACAAAUUAGGACAUUUGCAAAGUUUCAGGAGUACAUCAGAGAAGUAGAGUUAGAAUUCCACAGAGAAAACUUAAAGUACUAAGUUUUCUAUUUUCCAAAUACAGAAAAACUGGGUUGAUAAGAGGAGGGGAAAAGCUGAGAGAUUUGCUGUGAAAGCAAAGAAUGACUUAUCAGGAAUAGACCAAUAGGAAUGCUUCUGGAAAAAAGAAUAUGGCAUUUGAUGCUUUGCUAUAUGCCAUUCUCUUGCUAGUAUAUUUACCUUGGAUGAAGAAAAUAAACACAUUCUUAAUUC